This is a messenger RNA of Mycetomoellerius zeteki, 1128 nucleotides long. Its product is annotated as probable ascorbate-specific transmembrane electron transporter 2. Bases 330 to 1103 code for a protein of 257 amino acids. NCBI's taxonomy places the organism in Eukaryota, Metazoa, Arthropoda, Insecta, Hymenoptera, Formicidae. Gene Ontology annotation, molecular function: transmembrane monodehydroascorbate reductase activity. The record is from RefSeq and is a predicted model, not a curated record. The transcript has 3 exons.
AGGCGUGAAGCGCUUGUAAACAACAAAAUCUCGCUAGGGACAUCUUGCAUUUUUUCCCAUUUACUGAAGAUUCCGUCACGUUUACGUCGAUUAAUACGAACUCGCUCUUACGAUAGUCGCAUCUAAUAUCGAUCUCAAUUCAUAGGACUUUGUUCACGACCGAUCCCCUGUCCAUCAUCCACAUUAAUCCCGCAGUUGCUGACAUGUGACGAGGAAAAAGUUUGUACAGCAUAGUUUUGCUUCGUAGACCAUUAUCGGUCUGUUCAAAAUAGUCAAUAUAAAAGUGCUAUUAAUUUGCAUACACACAUUUCCAACAUUAAUUUACAACAAUGAUGAAUAAAAACAACAGCGGAUUUUCACUCCAAUCGAUGGGAACUAAAUCAUGGUUUUCACAUGAAGAUUCUACUGAAGGUAUCAUAAGUUCCGGAGAUAAGAAGCCGAAUUGGAGUGCUCAACGUAUAGUUUUUUCUACAAUGGACACGAUUAACCAUGUAUUGAUUGUAUUGGUGACAUUAUAUAUUGUAUAUCACGCAGCGAAGGAAUAUUCCGUAACAAAUGUACAUGUAAUCCUCUGCACUAUCGGUUACGUUCUGUUGAUGUCAGAGGCAACUCUUGUCCUCGCCAGUGACAACAUGCUGACCGCUUCUUUAUCACGUCAUGUCAACAAACACCUUCAUUGGAUUUUUCAAACUAUUGGACUAAUUCUGAUUUUGGUCGGCGUAAGCGUGAUGUAUAACGCCAAAUCAGUACACUUCCUUUCAAUCCAUAGUAUUACAGGCAUCUCUUCAUUGGUUAUCAUCUGCAUAGUGACUCUCUUCGGAUAUCCGGUAUGGAUCGCAUGGAAACUUCGCAAGUUCGUACGACCAAUGAUUAUCAAAUUCCUUCAUAAUUUUCUGGCCACCUUCGGCUUUAUUAUAGGUAUGGUCUCGCAAUGUUACGGUUACAAAAAAACUUGGGUAUAUCAUGAAAUGGAAAUGAAGCACGCCGACAAUAUGCUACUUGUUCUCACAAUAUUGAUCACAAUAUUAUCAUUAAGGGGCGCGCUCAACUCUCUUUAUAAACAAGCUAUCAAUUAUCUAAAAUUAAUUUGCUCUUUCACUUAAUAUAUGAGAAUGUUGGCAUGCAAAA